Messenger RNA from Arabidopsis thaliana (thale cress), 1212 nucleotides. RefSeq names its product MBOAT (membrane bound O-acyl transferase) family protein. Gene Ontology annotation, cellular component: membrane. The transcript has a single exon. Lineage: Eukaryota; Viridiplantae; Streptophyta; Magnoliopsida; Brassicales; Brassicaceae. The record is from RefSeq and is marked reviewed. Gene Ontology annotation, biological process: lipid metabolic process. The coding region runs from base 144 to 1172 and encodes 342 amino acids. Gene Ontology annotation, molecular function: acyltransferase activity, transferring groups other than amino-acyl groups; long-chain-alcohol O-fatty-acyltransferase activity.
GGAGAGUUGAGAGGCAAAACAGGUUUAUUUGUCCGAAUCUGUAAUAGCUUUCAUGUCAUUUUUGAUUCAUCCUAUUAUUAUUUAAAUUCAUCCCAUCAAAAUAACGUUACGGUUAUUGAAAAAGAAAAAGAAGAUCUAGAGAGAUGGAAGAAGAACUCAAGAACUUCAUCAAGCUUUGGAUUUCAGCAAUAAUCUCCAUAUCUUACUGUUACUACUUAUCAACAGGAAUCAAAGCUGGUGUUUUUCGAUUACUCUCUGUUCUUCCUGUAUGUGCUCUGUUUCUUGUUUUUCCUCUGUUUUUCUCCUAUGUUCACUUCUCUGGUUGCAUGGCUUUUUUCCUCUCAUGGCUCGCAAAUUUCAAACUCAUCCUCUUCUCCUUCGAUCAAGGUCCUCUUUCCCCACUUCCUCGAACUCUCUCCCGAUUCAUAUGCAUCACUUGCUUCCCCAUCAAGCCUCAACAAAACCCUAAUAUUCAAAAUUAUAAAAUCCCCAUAUGGCUUUUCGCCAUUAAAGUUGUCAUCUUUGUUGUCUUGUUACAAAUGUAUGAAUACAAACAAUAUCUGUCUCCGGCUUUAUUAUUGGUUUUUAAUUCUCUACAUAUAUUCUUGGAGCUUGAGAUUGUCUUUAUGCUCGUCAAAGCAUUGGUCUUUAUCACUCUUGGCUGCGAUCUAGAGCCACAGUCCAAUGAACCAUACUUAGCCACUUCUCUUCAAGACUUCUGGGGUCGUCGGUGGAACCUCAUGGUCCCGGCGAUUCUCCGGCCGGCUGUCUACCUCCCGGCGAGACGAAUGGCCUGUCGGAAAGUUAACUCCGAUCAGGCUAUGUUCUUGGGAGUUUUCGCAGCGUUUCUCGUCUCCGGUGCGGUUCAUGAGAUGCUCUUCUUCUAUCUUACCCGUGAGGUUCCUACAGGGGAAGUCACUUGGUUCUUUUUGUUACAUGGAGUUUGCACGGUGGCGGAAGUGGCGGUGAAGAAGAGUACAUUUGUGCGGCGAUGGUGGAGAGUGAGUCCGACGGUGUCACGUCUUCUGACGGUCGGUUUUGUUGUUGUGACGAGUGGUUGGUUCUUUUUCCCUCUUAUAAGGAGUGGCAUCAUCGAAAGACUCGCUAGCGAAGCCUUAAUGUGCAUUGAUUUCGUCAAGCACAAGUUUCUUCUGUUACUUUUGGGUGAUUAAUCGCUGAAACAUGCAUGAUUCAUGGAUUUAUGUGUUUUCU